AUGGUGUCGACUCGCACCAGCCUGUGCAUCUCCGCCCUCUCCGCAUGCGCGCUCGGCCUCCUCUGGCUCUACACGUCGCGAGAGGACGAGCAGGCCGCCACGCUGACAGUCACGUGGGGCCGCGGCGCCGCUGCUGUCGUCGUGCUCGGAGAGUGGGAUGGCUGGAAGAAGGCGACGCGGCUAUCCCACACACGAGGGAUCCUGCACGCCGCAACCAUCAAGCUACCCGAGGAGUGCCCGCGCCGUCAGCGCAUCGGCGCACACGUCUGCUGCUACCGCUACGCCUAUAAGCUCGGGCUCACCCCCUCGCUCGCGCGGACGCGUCGCUCUUUGGACUGUCAACGUGGCGUGUGUCUCGGUCAGCCGCCCCUCCGCAGAGCGCGGCCGCGCGACGAGCCUGCGCCGUGCACCAAGCUGUCGUCGAGCCGGUGGGAGGUGCCGUCCGGCGGGGCGCUCCAGCCCUCUCCCCUCGCGCCGGGCAGCCGAGGAGGCCGCUCGUGGGAUGAGUGCUGCGACGCGUGCGUGGCUGCGGGCAGCGGGUGCGGCGGCUUCAACUGGGCGGCCAGGCACGGUUGCGCCCUCUUCGCGCUGCACGCCAUCGACGACCUCCACACCACCCUCUUUGCGACUGCGGGGGUGCGGCGGGAGGCGGUGCCGCGCGUGAGCGAGGCGUUGGUGGGGCUGGCCCGCCGCAGCCGCCCCAAGGCCAAGCCGACGACGGCCCUCGCCCCGCGGCGGGACCCUGUGUGA
Messenger RNA from Emiliania huxleyi CCMP1516, 750 nucleotides. RefSeq lists its product as hypothetical. Lineage: Eukaryota; Haptophyta; Isochrysidales; Noelaerhabdaceae. The coding region runs from base 1 to 750 and encodes 249 amino acids. The transcript is spliced from 4 exons. The record is from RefSeq and is a predicted model, not a curated record.